GUUGUAUUGGACUUAUUCCCCAUCCUUUGUUUCACCUACAACCCAUUCCCAGGCCACAAACCAAAGCAAAGCUCCGAAGCUUGCUCCUUUUUCAUCUUCUUCUUCUUCCUUCCAUGAGAUUGAGAUCCAUGUCCAUGUCGUCUUCUUCCUCUUGCUCCCAAUGCUAAUGUCUCGCCGCCUCAAAGACUUCGUGACCACCACAGCACUCUUCUUCUUCCUCCUCUUCGUCUUCCUCGGCUCCGGCGCCGCCGCCGGGCCCUCCAAGCGGCAGUUCUCGACGGUCGCCAUCACCCACACCUCCAACUCCACCAUCGUCUGCGCCCUCGUCCUCGACAAAGAUGACUCCGGCGCCAGCGGCGGCGCGAAGCUCCGGUGCGUCUCCCUGCCGUCCGGCGAGGUCACGACGUACCCGUCGGCGGACGUGCCGUUCAACGCCAUCGCCGCCGGCAAGGACUUUUUGUGCGGGCUGAUGGCCCCCACCGGGGGCCAUGCGGCGAUGCGGUGGUGGUCCUUCUCGGAGGAGAAGCUGGCGAACCGGUCCCGCCCCGUCGGGCGGCGCCUCUACUGGGGCGCCUCCCUCCGCUCCAUGGCCGCCGGCGGCGCCCACGCCUGCGGGCUCUCCGACGACCACGACCCCACCUGCUGGGAAUGGCCCUCGCUGUCGCUCCCCAAGGGCCUCGACUUCUCCCUCAUCGCCCUCGGCCAUGACUUCCUCUGCGGCGUCCUCAAGAACGACUCCGCCGACCUCCGAUGCUUCGGGACCACGGGCCCCACGAGCUCGAGCUCGUCGUCGUUCAUGGCGCUCGCGGCCGGAAGGCGCCACGCGUGCGCUGUGGACGACAAGGGGCGGCUUGUCUGCUGGGGGGAGGGGAACCCGGCGGUGGUGGAGGGCGAGCUCCCCAAGGAGAUGGCGGCCAUGGCGCUCGGGCAUGACACGACGUGCAUCCUCGGCGGGGACGGGAGGGUGCGGUGCUGGGGCGUGGAGGUGCCGCCGGAGCUGAGGACGACGGCGUUCGUGGCCGUCGAGGCGGACGGCGGCGCCGUCUGCGGCGUCGUCGCCGUCAACUACGCCGUCGUCUGCUGGAGCAAUGACGGCCGGUUCGCCGCCGGGAAGAAGAGGAGCAGAGUGGUGUUUAAUGAGACGAUGCCGGGGAGCUGCGCGCCGAGGAAGAGCUGCGAGUGCGACGUCGUCUCCGGCUCCGGCGCGCUCUGCGGGACCGGCGGCGGGAACGGCGCCGCCGGGGAGCUCGCCGUCUGCCAGCCCUGCAAGGUCGCGCUCUCCAGGCUCGUCAUCUCCAACAACGGCAGGACGGCGGCCGAUGGCUCAUCGGAGUCGGAGAAGAAGAAGAUGCCGCUGGUGGUCGGGCUCAGCGUCUCCGGAGCAGUGGUGCUCGCGGUGGCCGGAAUGGCCGUCGUGUUCGUGUUCAAGAGGAAGAGGCCGGCGUCGGAGAAGAAGAAGAGCGUGCGGCUGGGGGAGUCGUCGUCGACGGGUCUCUGCCGGGACAUCGAGUCGAGCAUGGCGGUGUCGCCGGCGUCGGAGAAGAACAAGCAUCCCCAAACAAACAACCGCCCUCUCGGGUGCGAGGAGUUCACGCUCAAGGACCUCUCGCGGCUCACCAAUGGCUUCGCGGAGGAGGCCAAGAUCGGGGCCGGGAGCUUCGGGUCCGUCUACCGCGCCACGCUCGCCGACGGCCGCGAGGUCGCCAUCAAGCGCGCCGAGCGCCGCCCAAACUCCUCCGCCACCGGCGGCGGCGAGCGGCGGCGGCAGCGGCGCCGCUUCGACGCGGAGCGCGCGUUCCGGUCGGAGCUCCGCCUCCUCUCCCGGGUGAACCACCGCAACCUGGUCUCCCUCCUCGGCUUCUGCGAGGAGCGCGGCGAGAGGAUCCUCGUCUUCGAGUUCAUGCCCCACGGCGCGCUCCACGACCACCUCCACGCCGACCCCGCCGGCGCCGGAGAAGACAACCAUUCGGCGUCGCCGCUGUUCACCUCCUGGGAAGCUCGGCUGCGGGUGGCGCUGGACGCGGCGAGGGGCGUCGAGUACCUCCAUUGCUACGCCGUCCCGGCGAUCAUCCACCGCGACAUUAAGCCCUCCAACAUCCUCCUCGACGCCGACUGGACCGCCAAGGUUUCCGACUUCGGCCUCUCCCUCGUCUCCUCCAACUCCGGCUCCACAGCCACCACAACCACAACAACCACAGCAUCCACCUCGUCGGCGUCAAUGGCGACGGCGGGGACGGUGGGCUACAUGGACCCGGAGUACUACCGGCUCCAAGAGCUCACCGAACGCAGCGACGUGUACAGCUUCGGGGUGGUGCUGCUGGAGCUCGUCACCGGCAGGAAAGCGAUCCACCGGGACCGGAGCUCGCCGGAGGGCAGCGGCUCGCCGCGGAACGUGAUCGAGUUCGCGGUGCCGGCGGUGGAGGCCGGCGAGGUGGAGAAGAUCCUCGACGGCCGCGUCCCGCCGCCGAAGGGACACGAGGUGGAGGCGGUGGCGCGGGUGGCCAAGAUCGGCGCCGAGUGCGUCCGGCCGAGGGGCCGAGGGCGGCCGGUGAUGUCGGAGGUGGUGGCGGAGCUCGAGUGGGCCGUGACGCUCUGCGAGGAGUGCGUCGUCCGCAACAACUCCGGCGGGAGGAACUACAGCAGCAGCGACAUGUCGAGGUCGAGGAAUGGCGGCGGCGGCGGCGGAGACAUCUCGAGGUCGGAGUCCGACGAGCCGAGCCCGUACCACACGAGGGAGCUGGAGUUCAGCUUCCAUUCCGGCCCCUCGGCCUCGGCCGUCUUCUCCGGCUCCGGUGCCGGCGCCGGCGACGGCGGAGGAGCCGCGCAUGGAAGGUCCUACUCCACCAUGUAAAUUAAGGAUCUCAUCAUUUUUUUUUCUUCUUCUUUUCUCUUUUGCAUACAUUGUUGAGCUCCGAUUAAUUUGUGUAGGAUGAAAUGGAUUAGUUCUUGUUCAUAAAAAUUUUACAGAGGGGAAAAUUAAAACAGAGAGAUCAGAAACAGUUUCUCGUUUUGUUAUUUCUUCCCUUGCCACAGUGCCACGGAUGGAUUUGCUGUAAAUUUGCUGAGGUGAAUUAGUUUUGACCUUUUUGUGAUCUGUGAAUAAGAAAUUUUUCAAAAUAA
This is a messenger RNA of Brachypodium distachyon (stiff brome), 3120 nucleotides long. RefSeq names its product serine/threonine-protein kinase-like protein CCR4. The record is from RefSeq and is a predicted model, not a curated record. Lineage: Eukaryota; Viridiplantae; Streptophyta; Magnoliopsida; Poales; Poaceae. Gene Ontology annotation, molecular function: ATP binding; protein serine/threonine kinase activity. Bases 161 to 2851 code for a protein of 896 amino acids. The transcript has a single exon. Gene Ontology annotation, biological process: protein phosphorylation.